Galeopterus variegatus (Sunda flying lemur) is the source of this 2864-nucleotide messenger RNA. It is a transcript of the gene INSIG1, whose product is annotated as insulin induced gene 1. The record is from RefSeq and is a predicted model, not a curated record. The coding region runs from base 1 to 924 and encodes 307 amino acids. Gene Ontology annotation, cellular component: SREBP-SCAP-Insig complex; endoplasmic reticulum. The transcript has 6 exons. Gene Ontology annotation, biological process: SREBP-SCAP complex retention in endoplasmic reticulum; cellular response to insulin stimulus; SREBP signaling pathway. Lineage: Eukaryota; Metazoa; Chordata; Mammalia; Dermoptera; Cynocephalidae.
AUGGAUCCUGCUCAGCAAGACGGGGUCUCGGCGCGCACGGCGUGUCACCGGGACACGGCCAUCGGCCUCCUCAGACUCGUGCCCCAUCUUUCCUUCCUCCUGACUGGCGUUGGCGGCGUUGCCUUCCCCGAAAGGAAAGACCCCUGGGAGCGAGAGGACACCACCGAGGGAAGAGACGCUGGUCGUCCGCAGUUCCGUAAGGACCUGAGCUCACGGGAGCCCCGCGAGGCGCCCGGGGCGCUCCCGCCGGCGGCUCGCGCCGCCCCGGACGCCCGCCCCUCAGCCCGGGGUCCCGGCGCUGCGGGCCGCGGUGGCCACGCCAGCAGCUGGCACCAUCACCUGGUGCGGAGGAGCCUCGUGCUCUUCUCGGUCGGGGUCGUCCUUGCCCUCGUGCUCAACCUGCUGCAGAUCCAGAGGAACGUCACCCUCUUCCCCGAGGAGGUGAUCGCCACCAUCUUCUCCUCUGCCUGGUGGGUCCCCCCCUGCUGCGGGACAGCGGCCGCUAUUGUCGGCUUGCUGUACCCCUGUAUCGACAGUCACCUUGGAGAGCCCCACAAGUUUAAGAGAGAGUGGGCCAGUGUCAUGCGCUGCAUAGCAGUGUUUGUUGGCAUUAACCAUGCCAGUGCUAAAUUGGAUUUUGCCAAUAAUGUUCAGCUGUCCUUGACUUUAGCAGCCCUUUCUUUGGGCCUUUGGUGGACAUUUGAUCGUUCAAGAAGUGGCCUUGGGCUUGGGAUCACCAUAGCUUUUCUUGCUACUCUGAUCACUCAGUUUCUCGUGUAUAAUGGUGUCUAUCAAUAUACAUCCCCAGAUUUUCUCUAUAUUCGUUCUUGGCUCCCAUGUAUAUUUUUCUCAGGAGGUGUCACAGUGGGAAACAUAGGACGACAGUUAGCUAUGGGUGUUCCUGAAAAGCCACAUAGCGAUUGAGUCUUCAAAAAGCAAGAUUUGGGAAGAAAAUCUGUGAUAGUGGAUUGUGGCAAAGAUUAUCUUUUUCCUAAAUAAUCUAUUUAGAUUGGGCUAACUGUACAAAUGACUCCUGGGAAAAAUAUUCUCCUGGUCUAGAAUAGCGAAGUGGAGAAAUGACUACUUACCUUGAAGUCCUGCCUUGACUGAUGCCCUCACGCCUGUCUGCACCCUGGAACGUUCCUUCCCAGGCUGUGUGUGGGACUUCAGGCAGUUGGCAGUUUCCUAAGUGUUAGGUUUCAUUCAUGUUAUUAAAAACGAGUUGCCAUAUUUCAAAGCCUUGAACUAAACUUAAUCACCAACUCUCAGAUUUGUAUCAGUAGUGCCCAAAGGAGAUAGGUUGAUGGUGCUUAACAGAGAUGAAGUGCAGUGUAAUAGGAAUAAUAUUUAUCCAAAAGAUUUUUUUAAAAUAGGGUUGUGUAAAAAAGAGAAAGAAAAGAGGCAGCAGCAGGGAGGGUGAGGAGGCCACGCUCCCGUUACGCUGCCGUGGCCGGUCCCACGCGUGUGCACCACCAUUGACUGAGCUGUGCUUUCUCUCCCACCCGCGGGACCUCAUGCAGACAAUCUCACUGUGAGAGCAAGAGGCAGUGAAAAGCCACAGGUGUGCACUGUGACAGACUGGCGUCUUCACCUCAGCUCGUGAGGGUUUAUCCAAGAUCCGUAAUCAUCCGAGGGUGAAUGCCUGUCUGCUGCAUGUUUCAGUCUUAGUGAGCGAAAAGCGUUUGUUUCUCUGUUACUUCAGAAUAGAGAUGACUGCUUUUUCCACAGCCCUAUGGAAUCUGCAAUCUAUGAUUGCCUUGUAAAAAGAAGAGUGCAUAUGUCACUACAUUAAACAUGUGGUGUUUCUAAAUAUUCCAUGAUACUGGUGAGCACAAUGUAUUCAUUUAAUGGCAUAGACCAUGUUAGACCUGAUUUGCAAGUAUUGGGUCUUAAACUUCAAGUGCAAUGUAUAUGAAAACCAAUCUGAGCCUUGUAUUCUCCUAAAUAUUUAUUUUUCUUUUUUUUUUUUAAUGUAUAAGAUGUUCAAGAGAAGGGUUCUCCAUUCAUUUCAGUGCUGCACGGAGGCUAAACUCAGCAAUAAUUUCUUUUGAGUUGUGAAGUUACUUUAUUGUUAUACCAUAUACCCUCCACUGAACCCUAGUACUCUGAAUACUCCAGUUUUGUGGGUUUAGUAAUUUUAACUUACAAAUUUACCUUUUUAUAGUUUGCAUUUUAAGUGUUUUUGAUUUUUUUUUAAUUCUGUGAAAGUGGCUUGAUUAAAAGACUCCUUUUAAAUACAAGUCACCAGUCAGCAGAAUAGAAACUUGUACUAACUUGCCCGUGAGUGUUGAUGUGUGUAUUUGGUUUCAUUUAUGUGAUGAUCCUUGUUGGGUUUUUUUUGUUUGUUUUAUUUUAUUUUGAGGAAAAUAUCUUGGAGUAAAUUUUAGGUUACUGAAGCUAAUUUGUUUUAGAGGAAUUUUGUUUAAAAGAAAAUGGGAUCAUUCUGAACUUUGGAAUGAUCCCUUAUACAUUUUCUGAAAAUGAAAACAAAUGAUUAGUUAUGUGAAAAAACUUUUCAAUGAAGAUGUCAGUAUUUUAGGAAAAAAUUUGUUAGAUGAAAACAGUAGGUGAAUCUUUAAAAUAUACUUGAUCAUGCACAAACAAGUAUUUUUUUCUUCAACUGGAAGUAAUUCUAUAUCUGUUAAUAUAGCCAAAAAAAUGUGAAUCUGAAGAAUUUUUUUGCCAAUAGUUUAUAACAAAUAUAUGAACCAAAGUGAUUUGAGUUUGUAAAAAUGUAAAAUAGUAUGAACAAAAUUUGCACUAUACCAGAUUUGAACAUCUAGUGAGAUUCACAUUCAUACUAAGUUUUCAAUAUUGUGUUCUUUUUGCAUUCAUUUUUUACUUUUAUUAAAGGUUCAAAACCA